UAUCUCAUAAAUUAUGCAAAAACCCUCUUCAGAACUAUCCAAAACCAAGAAUCUCUCCCCCCUUCCCCCUCCCCAUUUCAAUUUCCCCUCUGCAAUUAUAUAUAUAGUUGAGAGAGUACUCAGAUGAAUAGUAAUACGACGUCGCAGUUUAUGGACAAGCAGAUCAUGGAUCUAUCCAACUCUCAAACCAACAAUAGCAACAGUAACGAUGAUUUCAUCGAUUUCAUGAACCGCCCAUCGGAGGAUCAUAAUAGAAGGAAAGAUGAUAUUGUACCGAGUUACGAUUUCUUGCCGAUUCGACCCGCCGGUGCAUCAACGUCGCCGCCGCCUCCGCGGUCAAUGAAUUUUGAUUCCGGAAAUGACGACGCAUCGGUUAGGACAUGGAAUUCUUUGGAUUCUAAAACGAACUCCUCUUCCGUCAGAAAUUAUAGUUCUCUUGGUGCCGUUGACCCUGCCAAGGACAUUUUAGAGAGGGACCGCAAUGUCGUUGAUGCAUCUUUGGUUUCUGAGAUUGAUAGAGCAAUGAAGAAGUAUUCUGAUAAUCUGAUGCAUGCAAUGGAUGGUGUUAGUGCACGACUAUCCCAGUUGGAGACAAGGACCCGCAACCUUGAAAAUUCUGUGGAUGAUCUGAAGGUGUCUGUUGGAAACAACCAUGGAAGCACUGAUGGAAAAUUAAGACAGCUGGAGAAUAUUCUUAGAGAGGUGCAAACUGGUGUUCAGUUUAUAAAGGAUAAACAGGAAAUUGUAGAAGCUGAACUGCAGAUUGCUAAGCUGCAAGUUUCGAAGGUUGAACAGCAUGUUGAAAACCACGACACUUCAGGCACUGAUUCUACCCAGCUUGGAGCAUCUGCUCAUCGUCAAUCUCACCAGCAGCUUUCUGCAGUUCCUCUUACGCAGCCACCUCCCACCUCCUCUCUACCAAAUGCUUCUCCUCCACUGCCUCAACAUCAGAAUAUACCGCCUCAAGUUCAGCUUCCCAACCAGUAUUCUCAAAAUCAAGUUCCUUCUGUCGCUCAGCGGGAGUCUUACUUCACCCCACCUGGCCAGACUCCAGAAAAUCCAAGCCAGCAGUACCAAACACCUCCAGUGCAGCCACAGCAGAUCGCCCCUCCAUCACCGCCCCUACAGCAACAAUAUCAGUCACCUCCUCAGCAACACUACUCUCAGUCACCCCCACCUCCUCAGCAACACUAUUCUCAUCAACCCCGACCUCCUCAACAGCAGUACUCUCAGCAAUCUCCACCUCCUCAACCACACUCCACAAUUCCUACUGUGAACACCUCUCAACCUCAGCUGCCAUUGGGUCGUCAUCCUGAAGAAACACCUUAUAUGCAGCCACCCCCACAGAGCAUUCGCCCACCUGGACCACCUCCCCCUCAUCCCUCCAGUGUAACUCCUUCACAACAGUUUUAUGGACAUCCACCCAAUACAUACGAGCCUCCAUCUAGCAGACCAAAUUCUGUAUAUUCUGGUUCUUAUGAUCCGUCAUCUGGUCCAGGGGAACCUUAUUAUAGUGGUUCACCAUCACAGUAUGGCAGUGGCUCCCCUGUGAAACCACAGCAUCACUCUUCUUCUAUGUUUGGCCAGAGUGGUGGAAUUGGAUAUCCCCAGCUGCCUACUGCUCGAAUAUUACCUCAAACGCUGCCUACAGCCUCUGGAGUCGGUGGUGGGUCCGAUUCUACUGGUAAUGGAAAGAGGGUUCCUGUUGACGACGUGGUUGACAGAGUGACAAGUAUGGGAUUUCCAAGAGACCAAGUGAGGGCAACAGUCCGAAAGUUGACAGAGAGUGGACAAUCUGUUGACUUGAAUAUAGUGUUGGACAAGUUGAUGAACGAUGGAGAUGGCCAAGGUCCACGAGGUUGGUUUGGUCGGUGACAGGUUUGUUAUGCACUAAUUGUUUGUGAAUCAACUUUGCUAUUCGAGCAUUAUUUGAGAUUUCCCUGUAACUGUCUGUUUUCACAUUCCCAUUUUUUUUUAUUGCUUAAAUAUUACUUCACGGGUCUGUUGUUUAUACCCCGUUGGUUCCUUCUGUAGCUAAACCUUACAAUGCUUUUGGAGUGAAUGUACUUUAUUACCCAUUUCCUGUUGUCAAACCUUACAAUAGUUGGCCUUCUAUGCAUGUAGAAGCUCUUCUAAUAAACUACCUUUUCUACA
Molecule: messenger RNA, 2154 nt
Organism: Olea europaea var. sylvestris
Lineage: Eukaryota; Viridiplantae; Streptophyta; Magnoliopsida; Lamiales; Oleaceae
Product: arginine-glutamic acid dipeptide repeats protein-like
Exons: 3
Coding region: 124-1875 (583 amino acids)
Source: RefSeq, a predicted model, not a curated record